AGCGCUGCUGCCGGCAGCCUCGGCGAGUUCCCCGGGGAUGGGGUCUCUCUUGCUCGGGCUGCGUCUCUUCGGUUUCGGGCUUCGGUGCGGUCUUUAGGCAGGGGAAAGGGGCGGGGGAAGGCGGCUCCGGACCACCCGGCGGGGCCCCGAGCAGCGGCGGGAGCUGGCGGGAGCCAAUGGGUGCCGGCGCGGCCGUGUGACAGGCGGGGCGGCCGCUGCCCCCGCCAGGCGGGGAACCUGCACGGCGGCGCUUGGCAGCAUCAUCCGCGGCUGCGGGGCUGACACACGCCUCCAUCCUCCUCUCUCCCGGCAGCCGCUCACACGCGCCUCGCCGCGGGCGGAGCGGAGCGAGGGGCGCCCCGGCAGACAAAGCAAAGAUGGCAGGGAUCCUCGCCUGGUUCUGGAACGAGCGGUUCUGGCUGCCGCACAACGUCACCUGGGCGGACCUGCAGAGCACGGAGGAAGCCGCAUUCCCGCAGGCGGAGGACCUCUACCUCGCCUUCCCCCUGGCCUUCUGCAUCUUCAUGAUCCGGCUGCUCUUCGAAAGGUUCAUUGCUAAACCAUGUGCCUUAGGCCUUAAAGUCCAAGCCAAUGGACCCCAGAAAGCUCAACCUAAUGCUAUCUUGGAGAAGGUUUUCACAGCUAUUACAAAGCAUCCAGAUGAGAAGAGGCUGGAAGGCCUCUCCAAGCAGCUGGACUGGGAUGUACGCAGCAUUCAACGUUGGUUUCGACAAAGGCGCAACCAGGAAAAACCCAGCACCCUUAGGAAGUUCUGUGAGAGCAUGUGGAGAUUUACAUUUUACCUUUAUAUAUUUACCUAUGGAGUACGGUUCCUGAAAAAGACACCCUGGCUCUGGAAUACCAGGCAGUGCUGGAGUGGGUAUCCAUAUCAGCCCCUGAUGCCUGACCUUCAUUACUACUACAUCGUUGAAUUGUCAUUCUACUGGUCCUUAAUGUUUUCUCAAUUCAUUGACGUCAAAAGAAAGGACUUUGGAAUCAUGUUUACACAUCACAUUGUAACAGUCACCCUGAUUACCUUCUCAUACGUAACGAAUUUGACACGAGUGGGAACCUUGAUCUUAUGUCUCCAUGAUGCAGCUGAUAUUGUCCUAGAGGCUGCCAAAAUGGCAAACUAUUGCAAGUGUCAAAAACUGAGUGAUCUUCUGUUCCUUACAUUUGCCGUUGUCUUCAUUGUCAGUAGGCUUGGCAUAUAUCCCUUAUGGAUAUUAAAUACAACGUUGUUUGAACUGUAUGAAGCUCUGGGCAAUUUUCCUGCCUUGUGGGUCUUCAAUGUGCUGCUUAUGGUUCUUCAAAUUCUGCACUGUUUUUGGUCUUACCUAAUCAUAAAGGCAGCCUACAAAGCUAUUUCAAAGGGCAAGGUAGCAAAGGAUUCCCGAAGUGACGUUGAGUCAAGCUCAGAUGAGGAGGAAACAGUACCUCGCUCAAAGGCCCCGCACAGCACUGUCACCACGAAUGGGACCAGCGGUGCCAAUGGGACAAAUGGGUAUCUUACUGGUGCCACUUCCUCAGAGGAGCAUUAAUCCUUCAGUUCAAUCAUGAGACACAAACAGAAUGAACUAUUUGCUACUGGAAGUAAAUUAUAAGUUGUGAAUGCGGUUUAUUCAUGUAUUUCAGCAUCAGAAAAAAUUAGGAGUAUCAAAGCAUUCUGAUAGCGCACUGCCAUAUUUCCUGUUUGUGAAUGAAGACAGCACACCAUUCUGUAUACGUAGGCAUGCUGUAUGUGUAUGUAACUGACACAAUGGGAGCAGUAUUUUCACUUGUACUGUCUGAAAUCUUAUUUAUUUUUUAUUCCUUUGGGAACUUCUGGACAAAAGGGAAUAUCCAUUCUCAAACUUUGUGUCUUGGAUUCUCGGUAACAGAGAGCAUCAUGCUCAGAUCUCUUCUGUCCAUCCCUGU
This is a messenger RNA of Pyrgilauda ruficollis (rufous-necked snowfinch), 1917 nucleotides long. RefSeq names its product ceramide synthase 6 (gene CERS6). Gene Ontology annotation, cellular component: membrane. The transcript has 10 exons. NCBI's taxonomy places the organism in Eukaryota, Metazoa, Chordata, Aves, Passeriformes, Passeridae. Gene Ontology annotation, biological process: ceramide biosynthetic process. Gene Ontology annotation, molecular function: sphingosine N-acyltransferase activity; DNA binding. The record is from RefSeq and is a predicted model, not a curated record. Bases 378 to 1541 code for a protein of 387 amino acids.